This is a messenger RNA of Vigna umbellata (rice bean), 1933 nucleotides long. Its product is annotated as protein DETOXIFICATION 55-like. Gene Ontology annotation, biological process: xenobiotic detoxification by transmembrane export across the plasma membrane. Gene Ontology annotation, molecular function: xenobiotic transmembrane transporter activity; antiporter activity. The record is from RefSeq and is a predicted model, not a curated record. Gene Ontology annotation, cellular component: membrane. Lineage: Eukaryota; Viridiplantae; Streptophyta; Magnoliopsida; Fabales; Fabaceae.
UUCUUCCUCUCCUCUCUAACUCAUUCCUGGUCCCGCUCACUUUUGUUUUUUGAAGGAGUGUUUUUGUGAGGAGAGGAAUAAAACAUCCCCACCACCAUCCCCUUCUGUUCCUCAUAAUUAACAAUUUCUCAAAACACACUCAGAAACAAGAAAAUAACCAAAACCUUUGAGAUGCAUGCACAACACAAAUCCCCAAAGACAUACCCGACACUUGCCCAGGUAUUAGAAGAAGUAAAGAGAAUGACAGACAUAGGGUUCCCGAUAUCAGCCAUGAGCCUUGUGGGGUACCUUAAAAACUUGACCUUAGUUGUGUGCAUGGGAAGGUUGGGAAGUCUGGAGUUAGCUGGAGGCUCUUUGGCCAUAGGUUUCACCAACAUAACUGGUUACUCUGUCCUCUCAGGUCUAGCCAUGGGCAUGGAACCCCUCUGCACCCAAGCCUUCGGUUCUAGAAACUUCUCCUUACUCUCUCUAACUCUGCACAGAACAAUUCUCAUGUUACUUCUAUUUUCCCUUCCCAUUUCUCUUCUGUGGCUCAACCUCCAACCUCUCAUGCUUUUCCUUCGUCAGAAUCCAGACAUAACACAUGUAGCAACCCUCUAUUGCCGCUUCGCUAUCCCAGACCUCAUAGCCAAUAGCUUCCUCCACCCUCUUCGCAUCUAUCUACGCAGCAAAGGAACAACUUGGCCACUGCUGUGGUGCACUUUACUUUCCAUUCUUCUACACCUUCCCACCAUCACCUUUCUAACCUUCAAACUCCACCUUGGCGUGCCGGGAAUCGCUGUUUCAUCCUUCGUUGCCAAUUUCAACAACCUUUUCUUCCUUCUUCUGUACAUGUUCUAUACACGCGUUCCUGAGGAGUCCUUACACGUGCCGUUACUACUGUCUCGUACCAUGUCACAUAAUAAUGUGAUAACAUGUGGUAGCAGUGGUAGUACUCUUGCCAUGGAAUGGGGUGUGCUAAUGAAAUUUUCAAUACAAAGUUGUCUGGCUGUUUGCUUGGAAUGGUGGUGGUACGAAUUGAUGACAAUUUCCGCAGGCUACCUCAACAACCCUCGCGUUGCUCUAGCCACGGCUGGCAUAGUGAUACAAACCACAUCUCUUUUGUACACUUUGCCAACAGCACUGAGUGCAUCGGUGUCAACGAGAGUAGGGAACGAGCUUGGGGCGGGGCAAGCUGAAAGAGCGAGUUUGGCAACGGUGGUAGCGAUUGGAUUGGCACUAGCAAGCUCAAUUUUUGGUUUAUUGUGGACCACUAUGGGAAGAGAAAAGUGGGGGAGAAUGUUCACCAGUGAUGGUGAGGUGCUGCAACUGAGUAUGGCAGUGUUACCUAUAAUUGGAGUUUGUGAGUUAGCGAAUUGUCCACAAACCACAAGCUGUGGAAUCCUGAGAGGAAGUGCUAGGCCUGGUGUUGGGGCAGUGAUAAACUUUUGCUCCUUUUAUUUGGUGGGAGCACCGGUAGCCAUUGUUUUGGCCUUCGUUUGGAAACUUGGGAUGGUGGGGCUGUGUUAUGGGUUGCUGGCAGCACAGAUCGCAUGUGUGGUGUCAAUUUUCGUUGUGGUGUACAAAACUGACUGGGAAAUGGAGUCAUUGAAAGCCAGAAGCUUGGUGGGAAAGGGUGUGUGUGGCACUUUCGCAUUUCAUCAGGACCAGAUUACGGUCAAAUGUGAGGAACCUGUUGUCUUUCUCAAAGACAACAACUCAGAAAAGUGAACAAGUUACGCCCCUGAUAUACACCAGAAACAAAGCGUUUCUGGAACCAAACUUCAACCCAAAAUUAUGAUUCUUUUAGUAUUGGAAAACAGAUUGUUUUCACACCCCAAAUCUUGCAUCCUUCCCCAUGAAUAAGGAAGGCGGAGGAUCCAAGAUUUUAGAGCGUGAAUUUUUAUUUUUUUUACUGUGAUUAUACGUAUGCAUUUGCAUAACCAAUGUUGAU